CUCUCGAUGUACGAGCUCCCGCCAGCGGAGCCCAUCUCCGUCUCCGAAUUUGAGGAGUUUGCAUACGACCGGCUGCGACUCCUGAGCACCAUCGAGCUCGCGCGCGCCAAGGGUCUCAAGGGUGCGGAGCUCGAGGCGCGGAUCCGCAAGGCGCGCGACGAGUUCAUGCCCCUCUCACCCACGGGCCUGAUCAAGGACUACUACUCGCACUUCAUCCUGCGGUUGGCAUACUGCCGCUCGGAGGACUUGCGCCGGUGGUUCCUGCAGAAUGAGCUGGAGCUCUUCAAGUGGCGGUUUGUCAACAACCCGCCCGAGGACCGCGCCGCCUGGCUGCGCGCCAAGGGUCUCCAGUACGAGGCCAUCUCGCGCGAUGAGUACGAGGAGAUCAAGGAGGAGCUGCACCAGGCAUCGCCUCAGCCGCCCUCCCCGCCCUCCCGCCCCCGCGCUCUCCACUACAAGGUGGCGUUCGAGGAGGUGGUCGACCUGGUGCGGCAGCGGCGCGUCUAUCUGCGCGGCGGCUCCGCCUUCGUCCCCGCGGCCGACCUCGUCUCGAUCGUCGCGACCGCCCGCCCUCCCCGCCUCCCCCUUCCCUCCCCCACCUCCCUCCUGGCCUCCGUUUUUACCCCCCCCCCCCCCCCCCUCUCCCACAAGGCGGACCGGCUCGCCUCCUUCCUCGAGGGGCUAGCGACGCAGUACGUGGGCGACGACUACUCGCGCCCUCGCUCCGGCUCGGCGGUGAGCUUGGCCGACCUGCCGACCGUCAGCCGCCGCUCCUUCCCUCUCUGCAUGCACAACAUGCACGCCAAGCUGCUCGAGACGAAACACCUCAAGCACUCUGCGCGGCAGCAGUUCGGACUCUUCCUGAAGACAAUCGGCCUGCCCAAGCGCCUCAGCUGUGAGGAGUCGACGGCCUUCUUCCGAGCCGAAUUCACCAAGAAGGGAAUGGCGGCCGACAAGUUCAUGCGAGACUACGGCUACGGCGCGCCCCCCCUCCAUCGCCUGGGCAAGCGGCAGGACUGGAGCGCCAUGUCCUGCGGCAAGAUCAUCAACUCCUCAACCCCGUCCAUUGUGUCAUCCCUUCUAGGCGCCAACGCGGCCGCCGGCGAGCAUCACGGCUGCCCGUUCCGCAACUACGACGAGGGCCAGAUGCGCGCGACGCUUCAGCAGAUGCAGGUGGGGGCGCAAGACGUGCAGUACAUCCUCGACAAGGUGCGCGGGCAGCACUACCAAGUGGCGUGCGGCAAGUUCUUCGAGGCGCGGCACAAGGGGUCGACGCUCAUCGAGACGGACCUCGGCGGUAUCAAUCACCCCAACCAGUACUUCGAGGAGUCGCAAAAGUUCUUCGCGCCGAAGGAUGAGGCCGCC
Messenger RNA from Emiliania huxleyi CCMP1516, 1365 nucleotides. RefSeq lists its product as hypothetical. The record is from RefSeq and is a predicted model, not a curated record. Gene Ontology annotation, cellular component: alpha DNA polymerase:primase complex. Lineage: Eukaryota; Haptophyta; Isochrysidales; Noelaerhabdaceae. Gene Ontology annotation, biological process: DNA replication, synthesis of primer. The transcript has 9 exons. The annotation marks the transcript as partial.